UGAUAGUUGGAAUAAAGAAAGUAGAAUGUCAGAUUUCAGAAGUUCAGAACGCGAUGCAGGUGGGUGGAAACACCACAGCAGUCGUUAUACAGUGGAGUGCCCCAGCGACAGGAGCUAGCCUCGUGACUCAAUACGUGGUGAACUGUACCCACUGUCUAGGUAACCGUCAAUACAACUCGUGUGGCAGUGCCGUGGUGAACAGGAUCGCUUUCAACGCUACCAUCUCCAGCCUAACUCCGGGCAUACUUUAUGCAAUAGACGUGAAAGGCCAAGGGAGCAUCUUUGUAGGCAACAAAACCACUGUGUUUGCAAAUACGCUAAGCAACUCAAGUGAGAGCUGUAACCAGGUGCUGGUGGCGGCACCUGUCGCCUAUUUCACAUCUUCAAACUACCCACAAGUGUAUGACAAGAACCAAAAGUGUUAUUACUACGUCUCCAUGCCCAGCCUACCUUAUGGAAAAGCCAGGGUUUUCUAUCAUGGGCUGAACCUGGAUAACGACACAUUAAAGAUCGAACUGGGCUACUGCGAGAGCAAUAAUUAUGGUUGGACUUUAGAACAAAACGUGACCAUCAUAGAGGAGCAGUCCCAAAUGGUUAGCCACUUGCUUUUGGUGGGCUACUUCACCGCUGAUGGCUACCGGAAUCAGGAACAGGGGUUUAAUAUAUCUGUGAAUGCGUCCUAUCAGUGCAAUCACAUAUUAACAGAUCCUGUUGGUACCUACUUGUCACCGGAUUAUCCAUUUAAAUAUCCGACUGGUCACUCAUGCAACACCACCAUCCUGGGAGGCCCAUAUGCGGCAUCUAUAACUCUGACCGUCAACAGUUUUGAAUACGAAGAUGGUUAUGAUUACGUAGGCGUCUUUGGCAAAAACAUUGGCGACGCAGGUUAUACUUUUAUCCAAAACUGCACCGGGGACACCUGCAUCACGGGCACGUUAGAUUACUCCGUGAUUCUCUUCUGGUCCAUAUCAGACGGCUCCAUUACUGCUGCUGGGGCUAACAUUAGUUAUCAAGUGAACUUAAUGACCACGACAAUGGAGGACACCACGACACAGGAGAUGACCACUACUACAGAGAGUGAGACGACAACGGUCAGGCAGACGACAACCACCGAGCAGACGACAAUGGCCGAGGAGACGACGACGACAACCUCCACUACAACUACCACGCCUCUCAUUACCACAACACCCGUCCAAACUACAACAGCGAGCGCAGACGAAAUGUUGGAUAACCUGGACUCACUAAUGGAGGACCCGGAUGCUUUUGCAGACGCCGUACUAAACAUUGGCGCGAGUUUAGCCGGUUCGGGAGCUGGGAAUGGAUCCCAAAACUCGUCUGCGCUCACUCAGAAACUUCUCAGUAACAUUGAAUCAUUUGCGUCGAAUCCAAAUAUAACGCUGAGUGUGGAUACUAUUGAUAAGGUAUCCAGCGGUCUGGGCAACCUGACAUCCGUUGAUGCAUCAGCAGCAGAUAAGCUCCUGGACGUCACCAGCAACCUGGCAGGGCGGAUGGCGGGGCAGCCAGUGGACGCCGUGGCUAGAGUUGGAAAAAAUUUCUUGUCGGCCAUCGGGACGUCCUUGACAGCGACCUCUGUUCCAACCUCGGCACCGGCAGCUUCCGGUAAUUCAUCCAGCAGCGGCGGCAGCCAGAUGUCAGAAGCCGACAGAACUGUGGCUAAAGCCGCAGUAGAAAAAGCCAACCAAAUAUUGGAGACUGUGGCUUCCUUAGUGUACAGUGGUCUCAAUGGGACCACGCCUGUCGUCAUUUCCGGGGGAAGCAUCAACAUGGCGUUACAGAAAUCAACCAGUGAUGACCCAGCACAAAAUGUCACUGCGCCCAAUGCCAACGUUGCUAUGCCAGGGGUCAACGCUGCGCCUGGAACAACACUGCUUACUAAGAUGGUUAUACACGACAAGCCCCCUCACUCCUAUUCCGCUUCCAAUAAAGAUGUUAAUUCGCCCAGCAUCGACUGUACGAUCAAAGAUUCUAAUGGAAACAUAAUGACACCAACAGAACCGGUGCAAAUCGAAAGUGAAACCGGAAGAACAACUGAUCCGGAAGAGAUAGUCGUUGAAAACGGCAAUGGCAGCACGUCAUUUUUGGCUUUCACAAUAAGUGACCCCCCAACGUCUUUGCUUGUCACCAUCAACAGGCGAGGCGAUCCAAAUGACACGUACACCUUGAUUGGCAACUUUAAGACAAAACCGACAGAAACCACGUACUUGUUUAAAGUUGUUGCAGACACACAGCUUUUAACAACUGACUACGGAAGUGCCACAGGGAUAUCAGUCAGUCUAGUCUCAAACAGCUACAGAUUGUUCGUCUCUGCUAAGAACUUCGAUGGCGCUGGUACCAUGUACAUUGGUGUUACCCAGGAAGGUCCGCAGGCUGUCGUAUCUAGCAGCAGAAGACUUCUAAGUUCAGGGAACACGACCACCAACUUCACUGCGCAGGCGCUAACUAUCGACGCACGCGUGUGGAACGCAACUACCAGCCAAUGGGAAACGUCCACAGAGCUAGAGAUUGCUCCCGAAUCGACAGGUAGAAAGGUUGUCUUUAAGAGCAACUUCUUCGGAUCAUUCGCCGCCGGCUUAUUUGAGCCACCAAACACUAUCGACUUCGAUGCAGUGUUCGCCAAUUUUGGGGAGCGGCUGGCCGAGAAUGCGUAUGUGUUCGGUUUUCUGAUUGGUCUAGUGGUUCUGUACAUUAUAUUGGUCAUAUUUAUGAGGAGGAGGGACCUUCAAGACAGAAUACUGUGGGCUUAUGCACCGUUAUCUGACAACAAGAAAAGUGACACUUAUUACUACAGAAUCAGCGUGUUAACCGGUCUGCGUUCGUCGCGCCAUCUAUCGGCCAAUGUUUACUUCAUACUCCACGGGGAACUCGGGAAGACAAGACCAAGAGUGCUGUCAGAUGGACAGCGUAAGUGUUUACAAAGUGGCACUACCAAUAACUACAUCAUGGGCGUCCCCAAGUCCCUAGGAAAACUUACUAAUAUGCAGAUAUGGCAUGACGGGAAGGGGAAAAGUCCCCACUGGCUCCUCAGAAAGAUCAUAGUCUAUGACGUCACAGAAAAAAAACGGUUCUUCUUCACCUGUGGUCGGUGGCUGUCACAUACCAAAGGCGAGAAGAGGAUCGAACGUCUGCUCACUGCACGCUCUGAAGAUGAAAUCCAGGAGUUCAACGAACUUUUCGAGGAAAACGCUUCCAAGAAUUUCUUUGACGAUCACUUGUGGAUUUCGGUGUUCACUCGACCCACGUCAAGCAGGUUCUCCCGAGUGCAGAGGGUCUCGGUGUGUAUAGCGAUGCUCUUCCUAGCCAUGAUUGCCAACGCCAUGUUCUUCAAGGGAGAGGAAGAGGGGACGUCGAGCAGCGGUAUAUCUCUGGGCCCCAUCACCAUCACUUUCCGCCAGGUCUAUGUCGGCUUUAUAGGAAGUCUCCUUGUGGUCCCCCCAACUGUCAUCAUGAUUGAGAUAUUCAGGCGUGCCAAGCCAAGGGUUACAGACACCAAAAAAUUUGACAUUGAAGAGGGGCAAUCGCGGUUCGGGACUGGGGUUGUCUUGAAGCCGGUGGCGAUAUCUUACGGCGUGCAGGAGAAUGAGAAGAAAAUGAAGGCGAAGGAAGAAAAUGGUCUUGAUUCUUAUGGGAUAUGUAGCACUGAGUAUGGAAUAGCGUACCCUGAACGCAUGAUACCCGUAACGUACCGCGACACGUAUUUUUCAGCGACCACUGACGACAAAUCUGGUAGUCAGGUGACAGACGAGCUUCUGAUGUCCUUGGCCAUGCAACCCUUCACGAGGGGGAACUUCUUCGAUGCGUUAGGGAAGGCUGAUGCCAAGAAAAAGAAGGAAGCCUCCAAACCGCUGAUGCUGCCUUGGGGCUUUAUCAUAGUGGGAUACGUGCUUGUAAUACUGUCUGUGGCGGCGUCGGGGUUCUUUACGCUUCUCUACAGCCUUCAGUGGGGGAAGGAGAAGGCGCUGGAUUGGCUACUGUCCAUGUUUUUCUCUUUCACACAGUCUUUCAUCAUCAUUCAGCCGAUUAAGGUGGUGUUGUUAGCAGUGGCGUUCUCGUGUAUAUCCAAAUUACCGGCCGUUGAGGAUGAGGACGACAUGGACAUGGAGAACAUCGAUAUACUGGUGUCACGACGAGGCUCGGGACCGGUGACCGUAUUCAUACCGCAUCAACUCGAGGAACCAGGCGACAACAGCGAGGAACUGAAGGAGAAAAGAGCGUCGCAUCUUCGGGACAAAAGACUGAUGGGGAAACUGCAGGACGUGGCAGUUCACCUGUUGCACUUAUUUUUACUCAUCGUCAUCUGCUUCAGUAACCGCGAUGACAACUUUUUUCUGCAAAACUACGCUGUGCGGACUGGUUUCGAAAUGGGGGAUAUAUCGUUUGGUAGCUUUGAUGACAUUUGGACGUGGUUAGACGAAACAAUCGUGCCCGGGGUGUUCCCAACGACACUGUAUAAUGGUGACACUCUAGACACCUACGAGACUCAGUUCAUACGAGAUCUAGCGGGACUGAGACUGGGCCCAUUGCGUCUGCGCCAAGUGCGCGUCAGAAAAGGGGGAUGUUCUGUGGUAGAGCCCAUGUACAAACUGACUAACUCUUGUAUCCCGUACUGGGAGGACCGCUUUGAAGUGAGACACAACCACACGGAAGAAUGGGACAUAUUCAACCUAACUGCUGGACACACCAUGCCACAGGGAUUUGAAUAUAAGGUUCAGGACGGCCCAAACGACUUUUGGUACAACGGUUUAUUUGGUUCGUAUCCCCCUAGCGGAUAUAUAGUGGAUGUCUCCAGCGCGGCCGCAGCGACAGCCACAUUCACAAGUCUCAAAGCCAACAACUGGUUGGACCGUUCUACGAGGGCCGUCUUCGUGGAGUUCACCAUCAACAACGCGUUCGUCAACGUCUUCACCAUGGUGAGGGUCGCCAUCGAAUUCCCCGUCACCGGUGGAAUGAUGGUGUCGGCCACGCAGUCAAGUUUCAGACCUUACCCGUACGUGGAGGCAUUCGACUUCGUUCUGCUUCUCAUCCAGAUCAUCUGGGCAAUCUUCGUGAUCUAUUUCUUCGUGAAGGAGUUGAUUCUGAUGUUCAAGAUGAAGUUGCAGUACUUCUACAGACAUCUGUGGCACGUCCUAGGCCUCUGUGACUGCAUAAUGGCGUUCCUGAGCAUGGCUUUCUUUGUCCUCAGGACGGUGUACCUCGUGGAAGUGGUCGAGGAGGUCAAGAAUAAUAUUGGUAAGUUUGUGCCUUUCGAUCGAGUAGUUCUUUGGGACGACGCUUACAGUACUGCCAUAGCCUUGGACUUGUUUUUGGCCAUGAUGCAGCUUUUUGCUCCUCUCUCCUUUAGCGAGAGUUUUGCCGUCUUAAAGUCCAUCCUCAAACGGAGCUUUGGAGAGGUCAUGAACUACGUCGGGAUAUUCGUCGUUCUCUUGUACAGCUUUAGCGCGGCGCUAGUGAUAGAGACCGGGGAUUUCACUACCUCUUUCAAAGAAAUACCCGAAUCUAUGUACCGUCUAUUUGGUGCCAUGUUGGGGAUUCUAAAAUACGCUGAUCUCCGGGAGCAAGACUCUCUUGUAAUGAUCUUAGUGUUCGUUGUGUUUGCAAUGUCGAUGAAUUUCAUUUUGUUGAACAUGUUUAUGUCUAUAAUCAACGACACUCUGUCGGACGUCAAAGAGGACCCUACCAAGCAGGAGUAUGAUAGGGAGCUGAAUAAACAUCUGAUGGAUAAGAUAGGCGCUCUGUUCACCACUAAAAAGGCUGAGAAAAAGACGGUCAGAUUUGGACUAGCAGGGUCGACGGAACCCCUGACUGGUGCCGAAGUGAGCGUUGACGAAACCUCACCAGAUCCAAAGGCAGACAACACGGCGGUAAACCUCCCAUUGAGGCCGUCUUCUGUGCGGCUUUGUCUGUCACCUAGCAACGGUCCGAUCGCCGAGGAAGACCCGGAUAUGGUGAAGAGUAAACUGGGGACGUCUUAUUUGACAGCAAAGUAUUAUCUGCAGGAAGACACGUAUCUACAGUCUGUAAACGUGGGAUUGGAUUUAGCCUAUUUGAUGGAGAAAACGGUAAACUGGGCCAUCCAGAGUCUGGAGGAAGAACUAGGCGAGAGUAAACCAGAAGGAUCAGAGGUCAAACCAGAAAAUAAGUCCUUUAAAACGACAGCACUAAAAAUGAAGAAAAGCGUCUUUGACAUCACCAAAGAGCUCCAGGCGAUGCAGAAAUCCCUUCUGAGAAUGGUCAGGAAUGAAAUACGGAGAGUUUGUCGUGACAAGAGUAUUAUGAAGGAGGACAGAGAAAAAGAGGUGGUUCGUCGUGUCGUUGCCAAGUGGCACAACAUGUCCCAGAUGGAAGGCGAUCCAGAUAGCUGGGAAAUGAUAUGUUUCCGAUCCACCAGUCAAACGUUGCUCUCCAUUGUGAAGGCAGUACCAGGCACUUUGGACGGCGAGGAUAUCUUGUGUGACGUAGACACCCCCAAUAGUAUAUUGAACAAGGUGGGCUGUGAGGACGUAAGAUACGUUAUGGGGGCACUCAUUGCCUUCGAACCACGCGGGCAAUUUGAAUUGGAGAGUGACAUCAUAAUCGGCAUACCAGUUGGAGAUCGUUCUUUCUCGUCAGCUCCCGAGAUGUCUCUGCGCGUGUCUUAUGACGUCAAUGGUAACCAGUGGGAAACGGUACCCCACACUGUUAAAAGCUACCAGCUAGAAGGACAGAACUACGUAGUUGUUCAGGGUCGAGUCACCCGAUUACCACGGAAGGCCGCCGCGGUGGCGCUACAUAAACGAACGUCACAUAAAAUCUCGCCAGCAGGGGGCGUUGUAACCACGUCAGAUUGUAAAAAUCUAUCAAUUACAUUCGACGUAGAUACGUUUGAAGCGACAUCUACAGUGUCACUGCAGGUAAUCAAUAUAACAGACCACCAGAAGAGGAAGACGUAUAUUGCCAGUGACACCUUCAACUUAACCACUUCUUUACCCGGACAAAACAUGAUCAGUGUGCAAAUUCCCUUUGCCAUUACGAUAGAAGAGGACGAAGAGAUCCGGGUGACAACAAAGUAUGGUGACAGCCAUUGGUACGACUCCGCCAUCAGUCAUGCAGUGACGCCAGAUAUGCCGUCCAUACGCUGCUUGCUACGGUUACCAACGCCAGAGGAGAAAUUGUGGUUCAGAUUAAGGAAGACUAAAAACAUUUGGGCAAAGAGGGGUCUGUCAAACAAACGGGAAAUGCGCAACGAUGCAAUCACAGACGAAUUCCUCUUGGAGCUGGCCCCGAUGCUCGGUAGUGACUGGGAGAAGUUGGGCAAAGAGCUGGGUUUAUCUUCGCACAGAGUUGCCCAGAUAGCGAAAGCCGACCCUGACGACACAUCGCGGGCAGUGGUGGUAUUGCGGAGAUGGUCCCAGAGCGUAGCGAUUUCAGUUGAUAAGCCCCCACCCCUCCGUCCCGUCCCACUCUUUCCGAAAAGGGAGAUGGACACAUGUAGCAAUUGA
Lingula anatina is the source of this 7496-nucleotide messenger RNA. RefSeq lists its product as uncharacterized. Gene Ontology annotation, cellular component: membrane. Gene Ontology annotation, molecular function: calcium ion binding; protein binding; calcium channel activity. NCBI's taxonomy places the organism in Eukaryota, Metazoa, Brachiopoda, Lingulata, Lingulida, Lingulidae. Gene Ontology annotation, biological process: detection of mechanical stimulus; signal transduction. The record is from RefSeq and is a predicted model, not a curated record.